UGUGAGUUCGUGCUUUGUGACUGUUUGACACUUUGAAUAUAGAUGAAUUGAAUACCUGUUGAGUUUGUAUAUUUGACGGUAAAGGUGUGUUGAAGUGACAUUGUUAUCGUCAGUAUGUCAUGAUUACUUUCUUUAGAAUGAACUAGUUCAAUCCAUGACCAUUAUGAGCUUCUGGACUCUUCUAAUUAUAAGCGCUGCCAUCUCUGCCGGCAGUUCGUCUCGAGUGCUCGAGUUGAGCGACAGGUUCCUGGACGUCAGGAAGGAUGGUCAGUGGCUGGUCAUGUUCUACGCGCCGUGGUGCGGCCACUGCAAGCGCCUGGAGCCAGUGUGGGCCCAGGCCGCCCAGACGCUGCACAACACCAACAUCCGUGUGGGGCGCGUCGACUGUACCCGCUUCACCAGCGUCGCGGCGGAGUUCGGCAUCUCCGGCUUCCCCACCGUGCUGUUCUUGAAGGGCGAUGAAAGUUACGUGUUCAAAGGCGAUCGUACAAAGGAAGAUAUUGUCGACUUUGCCCUGAGGUUGUCUGGCCCACCUGUGCAGCAGUUGACAAAAGAAGAAAGCAUGAAGAGCAUCAUCUCAUCCAACCCGCUCUUCUUUGUUUACGUUGGCGAGCAAGAAGGACCAGUUUGGGCCGUUUAUUCUGAUGUGGCAGAGAAUUUCCAGGCACAGGGAUUUUUCUAUGCUGUCUCACCAGAAAUAGCAAAAAAUUAUGUGAAUCUCAAGAACACGCCAUCCGUGUUUGUUUUCAAGGAAAACUCUUUCCACUUCAUAAAUGAUGGUGCCAGCUUGGACGACGUUGCAUACGAAGACUUGAACGACACGAUGCACAGCUGGGUGAACGAGGAGAGGUUCACGACGUUCCCCAAAGUCACGCGGGGAAACAUCCACCAGCUGCUCCAGACGAAGAAGUACCUGGUGUUGGUGGUCUUGCAGGAGAACAAGUUGCACGAGAUACCUGCGGAGAUGCUAGAAUUCAGAGACAUGGUUGAAUCCGUCAUCAGAAUGAAAAGAGAUAAGUUCCACAAGUGGUUUCAAUUCGGGUGGGUCGGCAACCCUGAGCUCGCCAACUCCAUAGCGAUGACCCACCUGUCCCUCCCAUACCUGCUGGUGGUCAACUCGACGACGAACCACCACCACGUCCCGGACGACGAUCCGGGCCGGAUGACCUCGGAGGCGGUCGUCCUGUUCCUGGAGCGGAUCCACAACCAGUCUGCCCCGGCGUACGGAGGCAACUCGUGGCCGGUGCGGCUGUACCGAACGUACUUCGAGAUGCGGACGUCCCUCGCGGACAUGUGGCACGGCAACCCUGUGCUGACUGCCGUGCUGUUCGGCCUGCCGCUGGGCUUCCUCAGCCUCAUCUGCUACUCCAUCUGCUGCGCGGACAUCAUGGACGCGGACGAGGAGGAAGAAUUGGGCCACGAAAAGAAGGAGUAAGUGCGCGUGUACACCAACCAGGUGUGCCGUCUGUCAUUCAGUGCCAUACGUGACGUUAACUGUUUCACGGGUGUGGUAUGAUAAAAUCCUCGUGGGAUUGCGAUGUCCAAGUGAGCGACACAGACACAAUCCGAGUUACCGUUUUGUCUGCUGAGAGAGGAAAACCUAAAGGUGAAGUGAGCUCUGUUUGUGGGGCCAAAAGACUAAUUCUCGUUUUUUUUUUUUUUUUGCUACAUGUUGUGAGGAUAGAUUUUAGCAUCCUUACCCUUCCAUUUUUUAUUUAUUUAUUUAUUAAAAACAAAAUUUUUAAAAUAAAAGCCAUAUUUUAACACGUAAGGCUCAGUCUCAACGCCAUGAAAUUUUUGAAAUGUAACUUCUUUGGGCGUGAUAGAAGUAUAAAAUUUCAAGGCCGAAAUUUAAUGCAACAUUUUCAUAAAACAUUGUGUAUUUGGGCAGAGGGCAACACAACGGGGUUUGAGCUUAUUUUGAAGUGAAUAAUAAUUCUUUAAAUUCAUAUUUAUUUAGAAAAUGUCUUAUUUCUCUCUUUCUCUCUCUCUACCGUUUUACCCCUUACAAUAUACUUAUGAGUCGAGGUUUUAAUUGCCAAAAAUGUUUCACUAAAAUAGCAUAUACUGAGUUACACAUGCUCUUUCUUUUUUUGACCCUACUUUUAUUUAAGGGUUAUUUCUAAAAUUUUAACUCUAUAUCUCCCUUGCAUUGAUUAUGCCACAAAUAUUUUAAAGGGAUAUUCCAGUGGUGUAUUAUCAUGGGUGUAAAAUUUCACAAAAUUGAUUAUAAUUAUGAAGACUUGCACACCUUUUCACACCCAUGAUAUUGCAUUAAGUGAAUAUUUGUUGAAAAUACACGAGAGUCCCGUUAUAGCGAGGUGUCACGGUUCCGGGUUUGAUCCUCGCUAUAACCGAAUUGGACAAAUUUUGGCCCCCAAAAAAUAAAAAUUAACCGAAAAUAGCAUAAAAAUUGUGUUUAAACCUGUAUAAUUGGAAAAUAACAGGUUAUAUUAACGAAAUCUUAAUUUCUGUGAGCAGAUGUGUGAAUUUUCUUUAAAACGAUACCCCAGAAGUACGGAUGCGAUCACCGAUUGCAUCAAAAUAACCAGAAUACCCUAUCAAGCCACGUAAGUAUAGCAUCUCAGCCCGCGGCCGACGCAGCAUUGCCCUGCUAUCUAUUGCCGACGCGGGCUGUCUGCUGGCGGCCAUGUUGGUUCGGGAUGUUGCUAACAGGUGGUGCUAGUGUAGCGCGACGAUUUAAUUCCUUACAAAAAAGCAGGAGUGCGGCUGCGGCAACGCACGUACGCCUCAAACGAAAUAGUCGCUGGAAAACUAUACUUUUUUCAUUUAAAAAAACCUGUCAACUUUUUUAGAAAAUAAAUUUGGGAUUAAACUCAAACCAUCACCACCCCUUUCUCGGACAGAUACCCCAACAACUGACCGAAACAAAAGUUACAAGAAAACUGACCUAGCGAUUCGGAAAUAAAUACGGUAGUGCCGACUAGAGGUGUAAAAGUAACGAAAAAAUGCGUAACCGUAUGUAUUUGUUACUAUAACAAUUAGUACUCGUUACUAUCGUUACGUUACUCGUUACUUCUGAUACCGCAUAACAUGCUAUGUUAUGUUGCAGCAACGAAUCCAGUCGUAUUGCGUACGCGUGCAGUAUGAUGUCGCGUAAAUAAUAAUAAAUAGAGUAUAAACAAUUAACAAUAUUUGAUAAUUAAUAGUUUUUGUUAACCAAGAAACAAUUAAAUUUCAUUAGAGUGGCUUUUUGAUAUUAUCUCUUUUAAGAUAACCAAAAAAAACGUGAAAAUACGCGAUUAUAAAAACAAAAACAUACAUAUUUCAAAUUUGUAAAAAAUACUUUCUUACGUUGUUUCUGUUCCAAUCUCAAACUUUGUCUACACACGGCACAGAUAACUAACGGAAGUUUGAUAAAAGAAAGAAAGGAUGGGAUUCUAUUUUUAAGCCACGCACUUAGGUGGCGACUGCACGGCUGAAGAAUGUGACGCGUCAACGGCAAGAUGUCUAGUGGCGAGCAAGAGGGGUGGAGAUAAAGCAGGCAAAUAACAAAAGCGCGCUACAAGCGAUCACGCCGUAAAUUCCUCAAAAAUACCUCGUUAUAGCCGUGUUCUCGCUAUUACUGUGCUCGCUAUAACGAGAUUCUACUGUAUUUGUGGCAGAACAGCAAAUCCAUGGGAGGUAUUUACUUAAUACAUUGUAUUGAAAAAAAAUUAAACAUGGCAUGAGAGACCCAGCCUUAAAAAAAAAAAAAAAAAUUGAUGAUUGAUUUAUUUAUGUUUUGUAAGUCAGAAUUUAUCAUCAGAUGCCAUAAGUGUGACAUGCCCUUCAGUCUGGCGUGUGUUUCACGUGGGCCUUUAUUCGUCUCUGAUCAGGGACAGAUAACUAAACAAAUAUAUGUACAUGCUUCCAAGUCUGGAUUUUAAACCUUUUUAUAUGGUGUAAGUACAGAAAAUAAACAAAGUUCAGUGAUUUGCAACUCCUGGAAAUUCAGUUAAAGAUUGAGUAAAAUUUUCAGUGACGUGCUGAUCCAAGCAUGAGCGCCUAGCCCAUCAGCAUGCGUGUUCACUGGUCAUCUUGUCUCACCCAGUCUGCAGAGUAACACACGUUAAAGUUUGUUACUGAAUAUUCCCCUUUACGACCCCAUUUAUUACAACAGCUCUCUUUUCAAGGGACUCUGAAAAACAUUUUUGUGUUGGGCGUGUCAAAAUUUUGAUGGUAAUCGGCAACAAAUGUAUUUGAUUUGAAGUGCACUAAACUGCAUUUCUCUUGGCGAGUGCUGUACUGCACAUAGUGCUGUAGACAGUUUCUCCUCCUGACUAACCCCCUUCACCCUCCUACCACAAAUAACAGUUUCAUGGCACCAGGCUUGUCUUCCUGCUGGCCGCAAUCUUCCUUGCCCAAACCCCUCUCAAAUACACUUAAAUUUAGUUAGGUUGGGGGAAAAAAAAACAUUCUGAGAUAUGUAUCUUGCUCUUGAUCACACUACCCUCUCUGUUACAGUCCGUAAUUAUGAAUUUUGCACGAUUUUGAAACACACUUUAUUUUGAUUACUGUUUGUUGACAACUUACUGAUCUUUUAUUUUUCUACUCCAAUUUAGUUGCUCUUACAUAUUUUUUUUUUUACAUAAUUUACAAACUUUUAAUUCAUGUAAAAUGAGUAUGAAGUGGGAAUUAGCAAGAUCCCGAAAUUCAAGAUAAGUUUCAGGAUCACUUAAGGAUUUUCCCCCCCUAAAAUUUCACAUUAAAUAAAUACGCUUUUUACCUGUCUGUAAAACAUCAUACAAUGCUGUGCCCGCCCAGUGGUUAGUUUCAUUCAAAACACUGCUAAGGAAAUUUGUACAGGAUCUAGUAGAAAAACUGCGGCUCUAAACAUAUGGAAUGAUUAAGUUAUCCUGACAUGCUUUUCGAGUAGAUAUAGAGCGACCAUCCAAAUGCACACCCACCCCCUACUCCUCUUGUCGUUCUAACUGCAGAUGAUGAUUAUUUUGACAGCUCAGGCAAUUAUCUUUUCCCAGGGGUACACAAAAAAAAAGUCCCUUCACAGAAUAAAAAAUUUACCCUUUUAUCACGAGCACAACACACACUGUAAAAUUGGCUGCCGUCAGUAUGUCUGUAAGAAAAGAGGGAUUCGAAGCUUAUAUUACCACUUCAUCAGAAAAAUAAAAAAUGACAAGAGAUAAAUAUUCCUGCCAGGAACAAGUAAGUCCCCCUUAUUUAAACUUUAAGGUUUUUACUGAAGCCCAGCUUUGGUAUAGUCAUACUUUACUAUAAAAACCAAAUGCCUUUAUAUUAAAAAAAAACUUAAUGCAACUUUGAACUUUGAUGGUGUAUUCAACACCCCACACAUCUGUAAGAGCCUUGGUUAUCAAUAGGCAAGAGUAUAUUCUAGUACUCCAGAUGUGCUCCAUAUGAACUCCACAGUAAAAAAAUGUCCCAAGGCCAAAAACAAAUGUGAAGAUUUACAGUUAAAUAAAAGUGACCUAGUUGCUAAAGUGACCAGUUUUGAGCCCUGUAAAUGUAAAAUGCCUUAGAGUGAUCUGAUAAUAUGCAAUUUAAAGUGAGGUAAGUUUCACUGUAUAAGUGUGUUAGGUUAGAUAUUAGCAACCAAAAGGUUUGAUUCAAGUACUUAAGCCAAAAAUUAUUUGAGCAAAUAAUUCAGGUUUCUAUGCCAUACAUAAAGGUUUCCUCUUGCAAACUGUUUUUAGAUGGAAGUAGUAUUUGUUCUGUAUUGGGUGAGAAUUUUAUAUUUAUUAAUUAUUACCAAUCACUGUUUUCCUAUAAAGCCAAUCUUUACAGUAAGGUAACUUCAAAUGUUAAUAAUAAAAAGACAAUCAUAUUCUAAUUACAUGCCAACUUGAGAAAAAACUUUUCUUCAACAUUUUUUUCACAUCUAGGUACUUAUGUAAAUGAACCAUUUGUACAUUUGUUGUUUCAUAACAGUAAACUAAAUCUGUGCAAAGAACUUGAAAUGAUUUAAUUCUUAGUCAUUGUGAAAAGUAACUCUUCGUGUGUUUUAUUUUUCUACUUAUUGGUUUUACUAGAAUUUUAUUCUGACCCACUUAACAUUCCCUACACUGGUGCAGUAUGUCGUAGCGGUUCCAUAGUAAUUAUAAAUGAUUUCGCUUUAAAUGGGGUAAUGGUGUCCAUAAAAACAAAAAUUGUUUAGCUUUAGAACUUAGGAAAUGGCUGAUUUGUAUUAAGUUUGAUUGUAGAGAUUAAGUUUGGGAAAUUUCUUUUUUCUAUACAAUCAAAAAUUAUUACAGGAUCAUUAACUUUUGAAACUUUAAGCUAAUUUCAACUUUCAGUUUCUCUUUUAAAAAUUAUAUUUAUAAAUUCUAAACACUGUUGUAACAAAAUAAAAGGUAAAGCAACAUAUCAUUUUAGUCUCCUUGAUACAGAACUUUUUACAAAAACAGCCAUAGAUUUAAAAUAAAAUUGGUUAUCGAAGUAGUAACAUUAUUUUCUAUAUUAAUUUUUUCUUAGCUCAGGUCUUCUUUUUUUUUUUUAUUAUUUAUUGUCUAUGCUUAAAAAUAAUUGGACAGCUAAGAACAAAAUACAAAAUAUCCCUUUCAGCACAGCAUACAGGCGUAGGUAUAUUUAGAAGUACCUAUUUUUCUUUUUGAAAUGUUUUGUAACUCCUGGAAAAUAUUAAGAACUUAAUGUACAUAACAACCUGUAUGUUUACAGAUAUUCCAACAGAUAUUCCAAAAAAUAUCCAAUUUCAUUUUCUCAUAUUCCAUGAAGCAAAAAUAUUUUGAAUGAUUUAACUUAAUGCAUCCAGCAUUGAAUGUCUUAACGAAAUUCAUAUUAUGCAACAAUAUUUAAAAUUUUAAAACAUAAAUAAACUUAAAUUCAUAAGAGUACAUGGUAGGGAAGUUUUAUUUUUAGUCCCUGUUUUUCCAACCCCUUGUAGUAAUGGCUUGUAUUAUUAAAAAUUGAUUGAGACAAAAGUUUUGGAUAAAAAUUGUAAUAUUUACAAACAAAUGAAACAGAUUUUAUAAUUUACCUACCAAGGGAGUAAUGAAUUUUUUAAAAAUAUUCUAACUUAUAUUUUCAACUCCUUGGAGCAAUGAUUCAUCUAACCAAAAAUCAUUUCAGACAAAAGUUUUAGAUAAAAAUUAUAAGAUUUACAAACAAUUUGAAUGAAUUUGAUGAUGUGCCUACAAAGGGAGUUAUAUAUUUUUUUUUGUUCUCCGAACCUUGGUUUUUCAACCACUUGCAAUAAUAAUUGGUCGUAACAAAAACAUUUUCAGUGAAAAGAUUUUGGUAUUUCUCCUGAGUUAUAAAUAUAAUACGUUCAAACAGAUGUGAUAUUUUCCCUAUUAUGGAAGUUUAAGAAUUUAAAAAAAAAAAUCCUAUUUUCAACCCUUUGGUCAGAUAUUGCCUGUUAACAAACUCAACCGAGAUUUUCCACUAUGUAACAACUCGUACAAUCCAGUAAGACUAAUUUGUUAUAAAUAAAUGUUUUUGUCAAAUUUCAGGUUAGAUGUAAAAAAUUUUUCCUUUUGAAGUUAUUGUGAACGUAAUUCUCCAGGUUUAUUGUUUUUAUUUUCAAAAUUCAUAAGUUUAUUUUUUGAAGUAUUUUUUUUUUUUUCUGUCUUCUUUGUGUGGGAAGGCGUGCUGACGUGAUUAUCCUUCGUUUUUUUCCACGACCAAGGCUUUGUUUCACACACUAGGCGUGAGAGUCACGGGAGUGUGAGAAAGAUACGAAAUCGCUGCGUCGUGGGAACAGAAGUAAGCAUUUCGUGGAAGCUUGUGUUGCUAUGCACCGUGAUUGGCUGAGAAUUAUGGCAGCGAGCCCAGAACACUGCCCGCACAAAGGAAAGGAAGGCUGUAAAAUUCAGUCAUUGUCUGAGCACCGGGCCGAACGGUCGUUGUUCAAGCGAUGGCUCCGUGUAUAAUUUUUUUUACGUACAGUUUAGUUAAUUUUUUUGUGUGUGCUCUGUUGUACGAAAUAUAGUGUGAUUUUUCCAUGAAUUAAAAAAAACGGGUAAUACGUCUAA
This is a messenger RNA of Bacillus rossius redtenbacheri, 7970 nucleotides long. RefSeq names its product protein disulfide-isomerase TMX3 (gene Tmx3). The record is from RefSeq and is a predicted model, not a curated record. Gene Ontology annotation, biological process: peptidyl-cysteine oxidation. Gene Ontology annotation, molecular function: protein disulfide isomerase activity. NCBI's taxonomy places the organism in Eukaryota, Metazoa, Arthropoda, Insecta, Phasmatodea, Bacillidae. Gene Ontology annotation, cellular component: endoplasmic reticulum.